UCAUCCCCUUUACUUCUCACACUUUAUCUGCACUCCCUUACCUUUGUACUGCUCUUGGCUGGGUCCUGUCUGUGAAGUCCUUCGUAGUUCUCCCACCGUUUAGAAUUCUCAUCCUUUGCUUCCAGAAGCCGAGGAGAGACAUUAGCUGAGAUUAAGCGACAGCUGGUUUCUCUGUGUAGCCUUGGCUGUCCUGGACUUUCUAGACCAGGCUGGUCUCGAACUCACAGAGAUCCCCCUGCCUCUGCCUUCCUGAGUGCUGGGACCACAGUGUGCGCUACCACGACCGGCCUCAAACAAUCAUCCUUGUCACUGCUUAGAUGAACUGGAGACGUCAUUGAUAUGCAAACCAGUUUUGCCAAGGUAAUUCUGUCACUUGUCCACAUCGGUGAGGAUCUGGAUUUGCUCCUCAGGGGAACAUACACAGAAAUGAGAACAGUUCUGCCACCUGGAGACUGAAAAAAGGCUGAACUUUUAGGGCAGAUGUGGAACACCAGGUGAUGGAAAGCGCCCCUUCUGGGGGUGGACUGAACAGAACACACCUACAAUGCAGAAAUCUACAGGAGUUUUUAGGGGGCCUGAGCCCUGGGGUGCUGGACCGGUUGUACGGGCACCCUGCCACUUGUCUGGCUGUCUUCAGGGAGCUCCCUGCUCUGGCUAAGAACUGGGUGAUGAGAAUGCUAUUCCUGGAGCAGCCUCUGCCUCAGGCUGCGGUGGCCCUGUGGGUGAAGAAGGAGUUCAGCAAGGCCCAGGAGGAAAGCACAGGGCUCCUGAGUGGCCUCCGUAUCUGGCAUACCCAGCUGCUCCCUGGUGGACUCCAGGGCCUCAUCCUCAACCCUGUCUUCCGCCAGAACCUCCGAAUUGCUCUUCUGGGUGGGGGCAAGGCCUGGUCUGAUGACACAAGUCAGCUGGGACCAGACAAGCACGCCCGGGAUGUCCCCUCACUUGACAAGUACGCUGAGGAGCGCUGGGAGGUGGUCUUGCACUUCAUGGUGGGCUCCCCCAGUGCAGCUGUCAGCCAGGACCUGGCUCAGCUGCUCAGCCAGGCUGGGCUUAUGAAGAGCACGGAGCCUGGAGAGCCGCCCUGCAUCACUUCCGCUGGCUUCCAGUUCCUGCUCCUGGACACGUCCGCCCAGCUCUGGUACUUCAUGCUGCAGUAUCUGCAGACGGCCCAGAGCCGAGGCAUGGACCUGGUGGAGAUUCUCUCCUUCCUCUUCCAGCUCAGCUUCUCUACCCUUGGCAAGGACUACUCUGUAGAGGGCAUGAGUGACUCUUUGUUGAACUUCCUGCAACACCUGCGUGAGUUCGGGCUUGUUUUCCAGAGGAAGAGGAAGUCCCGGCGUUACUACCCCACACGCCUGGCCAUCAACCUCUCAUCCGGCGUCUCCGGGGCCGGGGGCACUGUGCACCAGCCAGGCUUCAUCGUCGUAGAAACCAACUACCGACUGUACGCCUAUACGGAGUCGGAGCUGCAGAUUGCGCUCAUCGCCCUUUUCUCUGAGAUGCUCUACCGAUUCCCCAACAUGGUGGUGGCCCAAGUGACCCGGGAGAGCGUGCAGCAGGCCAUCGCCAGCGGCAUCACAGCGCAGCAGAUAAUCCAUUUCCUAAGGACCAGGGCCCAUCCAGACAUGCUCAAACAGACUCCUGUGCUGCCCCCCACCAUAACAGACCAGAUUCGGCUGUGGGAGCUGGAGCGGGACAGACUUCGCUUCACUGAAGGCGUCCUGUAUAACCAGUUCCUGUCGCAAGUGGACUUUGAGCUGCUGCUGGCCCACGCGCGGGAGCUGGGCGUGCUGGUGUUGGAGAACUCGGCCAAGCGGCUGAUGGUGGUGACGCCGGCGGGGCACAGCGACGUGAAGCGCUUCUGGAAGCGGCAGAAGCACAGCUCCUGAGCCGGCCGCGGGCGGGCGGGCGGGCGGGCGGGCGGGCGGGCGGCUUUCCGACCCAGGUGUAUUUGCUUUACAAACCGGGACGUUUCUUGUUUAAUAAAAGUAUGGAAAAAG
This is a messenger RNA of Meriones unguiculatus (Mongolian gerbil), 2000 nucleotides long. It is a transcript of the gene Gtf2h4, whose product is annotated as general transcription factor IIH subunit 4. Gene Ontology annotation, molecular function: double-stranded DNA binding; ATPase activator activity. Gene Ontology annotation, biological process: nucleotide-excision repair. The record is from RefSeq and is a predicted model, not a curated record. Bases 498 to 1889 code for a protein of 463 amino acids. NCBI's taxonomy places the organism in Eukaryota, Metazoa, Chordata, Mammalia, Rodentia, Muridae. The transcript has 15 exons. Gene Ontology annotation, cellular component: transcription factor TFIIH holo complex; transcription factor TFIIH core complex.